This is a messenger RNA of Pyricularia grisea, 6331 nucleotides long. RefSeq lists its product as uncharacterized. Lineage: Eukaryota; Fungi; Ascomycota; Sordariomycetes; Magnaporthales; Pyriculariaceae. Bases 691 to 6309 code for a protein of 1872 amino acids. Gene Ontology annotation, molecular function: protein binding. The record is from RefSeq and is a predicted model, not a curated record. The transcript has 2 exons.
CUCUCUUCUUUCCCAUCGUCUCUUGUUUUGGGAUCAUCUAAACUCCUCUAUUCUAUUUUUUCCUUUUUGUCAUGACAAAUUCUAGUCAAUUGGACGUUUGAUGAGAUCAGAUUCUUACCGAGCGAUUCACUUUCGCAGUGCUAGAAGUGCCCCGCCAAGUCCGAAACUACAAUAGUCUGGUACGUCACCAGUGGCAGAAUCGAAUAAGACCAGCACCCUGUCCACUGGCUGUGGCUGGCACGGGACCGGCACAGCCAAACGUCCAAUAUCAAGUUCUUUUUGGAAUUCGCCACUGCUGAAGAACCACAAAACGGCAAAGAAAAAGUCGCACAGCGCCAGGCAAUCAUUGAGCUCUGUCUUCUUCCGGCCUCGAGUAGGACCAGACGACGGGACCCAGGCUGUCAUGUCUCAUGCUUCCGACGAAAGCGCCAAGUGAACUGCCCAUUUCGGUGUUUUGGCGAAGCUCUGGCUGGGAGACAGAGGUUGCACUUUUUAUUUUGAUCAAAACAGGAUAUCUGAACAAAAAAACAAACGCCAGAAGAAAAAAAAACAUCAGCACACAUUUGGACAGCGGCGAAUUUCUUUUUCAAGUGUUGUAUUCGUCUUGGCUGUCCUUUACACUUUGGUCCAAGCACCAUUCCCUUUCAUAUGGAUUCAACUUUAUCUUUAUAGGGCGAGUCCUCCAGCACGAUGAGUGCAACCACGACACCUGAGGAGCGCCAAUGGCGGCUCACAAGUAUGGCUCAGGAAUGGAAUAUUCCGCUGGGACCAAUGGAUCCUCCUUCGUUGAGUCGGCCGAUUUCAGAGCGUCUGUCGGCAAGUUUUCCCAACGUGAGCCCCAACGAUGAUUACAUGGCAGAUGAGCUUUUGAAACGACGUCGUAUAAAUGUAGAGCAGUCACAACCUGCACAGGGCACCCUCAAGCGUGCCUUCACCAGCACCAAGAAGAAAGGAUCUUGGGAGCCCAAGGAGAUCUUUGAUGCGCUCGACUCUCACGUCGCCAACGCAGGCUCCGCCGGUGUGGCUGACGCACUUAUUAAAAAGCUUGUGACGGCCGGAGGCACCGUCAACCAUCCGAAUCCCACCAAUGGCAGGAGUGGCGUGGCCGGAAAGCUUCUUGUUCGACGCAAAAGCCUCGAGUCUCACCAUUUUGAAAGGAGUCGCCUACUGCAAAAGGCGGUGGAGAACCAGCAGCUUGAUAUGGUUACUGUCCUGGUUCCGCACGCCGACCCACUGGCCCUCGAUGGCAGCCUACCGAUAGCAAUGCGAAGCGGAAACCUGGAAAUCACGCAACUCCUGUUAGUACACGGCGCGAACGCAUCACAAACGGCCGACGGUCAAGAUGCCUUCCGCCAAUUGUGUAUGGCCGGGGGUCAGGCCAACAUGGUCGGGCUUGUUUUGGCGUCAGAUGGUCGUCCAUCACCGGAUUGGAUAUCGCAAGCAAUGGUUGACGCUGCACGCAAGGGGUGUCAUGAGACGGUACUACGGCUCAGCCGCUCGACGGCAGAUGGCAGCUUUGGUGGCGGCGCUGCUUUGAAGGCAGCUGUUGGGCAGUGCCGUGGUGACAUCACGCUGGCGCUCCUCACCGGAACCAAGCCUCCCAAUGUGUCCUGCCUAAACGACGCCUUUAAGCACCUCUUCGCUCACGCGACUAUUAGCCCAAGCGAAAAGCUGGCCCUUGCCGAGAUGUUACUGUGCGCGGGAGCCGAGGGCGAUGCUGUUUCCGAGGCCCUGAUACAAGCAACGGUCACGGAAUUCUACGAUAUGAUUGAUUUACUGUUGUCACAGGGAGCUUCUGUCGAGUACCAGGAAGCCAAGGUUCUGCGAACUGCUAUAUCUCAUGGAAGGGCAAGCUUGGUUCAUCUCCUCUUGAACGAGAAAACAUCACUGAGCGCAACAAACGCCUCUGCAUGCGUCUCAUGCAUACCCAAACGUACCAGCUCGGAGGAUCGGCAUUCGCUUUUAUCAUUACUGUUGCGCAAAGGCGCCGGGGGCCCGCCCCUGAGCGACGCCUUGAUCAACGCUGCAGAGGCAGGCGACAACGAAUGCGUGAAGCUGCUCCUUUCGCCGCACUUUCCCGGCGGUCAUCUUGCUGAAAGUAAUGACUUGAAGAGAGGACCGCGAGCUAUGGUCUACGAGAAGCACGAGAUGGCGUCGGUUGAUCACAGGGAGGGGUUGGCCUUGAAGAUUGCGGCCAAGACUGGCAACCUGACCGCUGUGAAGAUUAUGCUUGGCGCAAAGCCUGCUCCCACAACCUUGAUCGGGGUUUUCCCAGCACUCACAGGCUUACCUCCAGUCGACCGUUUCGAGAUGAUCGACGCUUUCCUAUCAACUGGCACUCAGGGCCUCCCCGUCUCGGACGCUUUACAGCAGGCGGUCGCAGACAAGCCUCCGAGGCGCGAUGAACGCUUGAUAACAUUACUAUUGAAAAACAACGCAGAUGUCGAUUUCAACGGCGGUGCCGCGGUCAUAUCUUCAGUCGCCCACGGAGACAUGGUGUUGCUUGAGACACUUCUUCAGAAAAAGCCCGGUCCGCGGACCACGAUGGCCGCAGUUUCAAAAGCUAUGCUGGGAUCUGACUUGGAGGCUCGUUACAAGAUGAUUGCAAUGCUAGUCAAGUCUGCCAAUGGAGAGUUUGAAGGAACCGGCAUCUCUGAAGCGAUGAUACUGGUGCUUCAGGAGCCCAAGGUCGACUUGCGGCUACUCGAGGCACUGGUGAAAGACGGGCUUGCCGAUGUCAAUUUCAACCAAAGUGCUCCCGUAAUACUAGCCGCGAGGCAUGACGACCCGGCUAUUCUGGAUGUUUUACUUCGUUACGGGCAGCCGACUCCAGAGAGUUUAGAAAGAGCCCUUCACCGGCUUUCGGAGAUGCCGUCUACUCCGGAAAAGGGCCACAAGAUGGAAGCUGUUUUGUCACGUAGCAAAAACAAAAGGGACUCGAUGUCGAGUUUGCUGGUGGCCGAAGUCCAGACUGUACUCAAUACCCCACCGGAAAAUCGGGCCCUAACCGUUGUCAAGACAUUGCUGAGUGGCGGUGCCGAUAUCAACAGCCAAAAUGGACGGAGUUUGUGCAUGGCUGUAAAGGCAGGAAACGUGCAAUUGGUGGACCUUUUGUUCACAGCAAAGCCAAACCCCGCGAGUUUGGCAGCGGCCAUGCCAUGCGCCCUCAAUAACAGCGAUCCUAUGGACCGCCUGACAUUUACUCAAAAGCUGUUGGAUGCUGGUGCGCCAGCAAUCGAAGCAAACAGGGCAUUGGUACACGCCGUCCAGGCGUAUCCAAACGACUUGCCCCUUAUUAACGUCCUGGCAGCAAAAGCUAACAGCUCAGACGGCGAUGCUAUCACCAAAGCGGUCAAAAUCGGGAGGCCUGAGAUUCUCGAGUUGAUACUAGCUAAAACGCCACGCAAGUGUGCGCCUCCUGUGCUGAACGCCGUAUUAGCAGAGGCCAUGAGCAUGCAGGAACAGGAGUCAAGAAGUGCAGUCUGCCAGCUAUUGCUGAAGGCUGGUGCCUCUGGAACUGCUGUAUCCGAGGCUCUGCUUCAGGCGGCGGCUGACGCAGACUUGACCUUGGUAAAGAUCCUAGUGAAUGCCGGCGCAAGCAUCGAAUACCAGGACGGACAGGCUGUAGUGGAGGCGUGUAGAGCCGGAGCAAGUGAAGUACUAAAAAUGCUCUUUUCCGGGCCGUCGGCUUCCAACUCGUUCAAGAAACAGACGCUGCUGCGAGGAUUCCAGGCAGCAACUGACGUCGGGGAUUUGCAGAAGCGUUGUGCUGUGUUUCGAUUGUUACUUGAACGAGGAGUUUCAGGAGAUGCCGUGGACGCUCAGCUUGUGUCGGCGGCAAGGUUUGGCGAUGAAGGGCUCGACCUCGUGCGGCUACUUUUGCAGUGGGGAAGCAACCCAGAUCAUAACAGUGGAGAAGCUAUCUGGACUUCGACUCGUAGCGCAUUUCUCGGCAGCUUGAGGAUGAUGUUGGGUCUUGAGAACGUGGGAGGCCAACAAAAAAAGCCAUCACAUGCGACAAUGAUCCGAUCUCUCAAGGCAAGCUGGCGACUAAGCACUGAGCCCAGAUAUGAGGUUAUCAAGAUGCUCUUCGAGGCCGGGUUACCGGUCACCGAGGAGGUGCAUGUUGGUUUAACAAAGGCAGUCAACGACGAGCAUGUGGACAUGCGCCUGAUAGAGCUACUGCUAGCCAACGGCGCCUCACCCCUGACGAACGGCUGCCAGGCCUUGAGUGACGCUACGCAGAAGCUGAUGCUUCCUGUGCUGGAACUAUUCCUCAAGUCAGAGGUUCCCAACUCGGAUGUAUCUUGGGCGUUCGGACAGGCAUUUACCGAGGCCAACACGGAGUCAUGGUUGUCCGCUGCUGGUCUGGAGGUUGCCAAAAAGUUAUUGGACAAGGGAGCCGGGGGUGAGAGUGUCGCCUCUGCCCUUGUAGGCGCAAUCGAUCACUAUGGGACGGAAAAGGACGCAAUCGCUCGCCAAUUCACAGACAUUCUGAUGAGCUCAUCGGCCAACGUUGGAGCCGGAUCUGGCGCGGCGCUGGGAAAGGCUGCCAAAUCCGCCGAUAAAGAAUUAAUCCAGAGGCUUCUUGCUUCAAACCCAAGCUCCGAGGCAAUAUCAAUGGCAUUCCCGCACAUAUUCGACCAAGACCUGCCAGAAGAAGAGACGCUUGAGCUCAUCUCGCUCUUUGCCAGAACCAAUGCGCAAGGAGACGGUUUAGAUACUGUGUUCGUCAAGCCUGAGGAGCAACCGGUCGUAUUCAAGGCGCUUUCUCGCCAUCCGAGAUCUACAAAAAUUCUCCAGGCACUACUGGACGCCGGGUAUUACCCCGACCCUAUGACUACUGCUAGGGUGCGAGAAGAUAUCGAGGAAGAGGAGCAGGUCAGCCUCUUCUUUUGGGCACUACUUCAGCCGCAGAAAAAGAUCAGCAACCCCGUACUAUUGAUGCUGCUAGAAAACGGUGCCAAAGCGGAUUUCGAGACAGCAGUGUCCAAGGUUACGCCCCUUAUGUUGGCAGUGCAGAGCAUGCGACUUGAUGUUGUUAGGGCGUUGAUCAUGGCAAACCCUGACGUUGCGGACGUUGCUGACGCAGCGGGGAAUACGGCCUUGACGAUGGCAACAGAGAUAGGGGGCGAGGUGGGCACUGCGAUGAUGUCGGCCAUACUCGCUGCCGAGCCGUCCAAGGACGACGGGUCACUACACAAUGCUGCACGCGAACUGAACUUGCGGGCAAUGCAGGUUUUGGUGGAGUUUGGUCACGAUGUCGACUUCCCUAGCCCACUUCACGGAGGACGAUCUGCUCUUGGUGAAAUCUGCCUUCACACAGCAGAUACGCCGUUGACUGCCGCCAGGGAGAAGGCCAUGGAGAGAUCGAUGAAGUUUCUUAUGGACAAUGGUACAGAUCUCAGGCUCCAAUCCGAUGAGAAGUCUGUUCUUCUGCUUGCUCUCGAGUCGCGAGAACCCGUUCCUACUGGCCGAGCCUUGCUCAAGGUUGGUAUGUGGAAGCUCAUCAACCAACCUUUCAACAACUACACGGAUGGCGCAUACACUUAUUCACCUACCGAAUAUGUGUCUCGUGUCAUGACCUCACACCCAGAAGAGGUCAAGGAGCAGCUGAUCAAGCUGCUCAAGGCGAACCGUGCGACAAAUGUCUACUAUGCCAAUGACGGUCCACAGCCCGAAGGGGCCACAGGGCUGCCAGACGAGCUGUUGCGGGCCGAACGAGAGCGAAGGGCGCGGGCGGAGCGCAUAAGGCUGGAGCAGGAAGACCACAAGAACGCGUUGGCGCGCACGGACGAGGUUGCGGGGAUCCAGAACCGCAUCCUGGUCGAGCGGGCUGCCAUCGAGGAGGCGCGCAAGAAGCGACUGCUGAGCGACGAGAUGACUGCGAUCAGGGAGCGUGCGGCGGUGGAGGAGGACGUCUUUGCACAGCAAGUGCGGCGGCAAAAGGCGGAGCGGCAGGCGGCGCUGGAACACAGCCGGCAGCUGGCUGAGGCGGAGCUGGAACGCACGCGGCUUGUGGCUGCGACGGAGUUUGAGGUGGAGCAGACCAAGCAGACGCGACAGAUCGAGUGGGAGCGCAAGAUUGGCGGCGAGCGUCUCGACAAUGCGAACCAGUUAUCGGCUCUGCGCAUCAAGGAGCGUGAGGACAUUGAACGCAUAGACCGCGAGAGCGACAAGCGCGUGCGGUCGAGACUGCAAGAGCAUCGCCAGCUGAUAGAUUCACAGAGCACGCUAGCUGGGCAGCUGACCGCUGCUGGGGUCAAUGGUCGGCGACAGAUCGGGUAUAUAAGUGGCGAGUUGAACUGAGCGUAUUGCUCCUGGGCCCCCC